This is a messenger RNA of Homarus americanus (American lobster), 1057 nucleotides long. RefSeq lists its product as uncharacterized. The transcript has 3 exons. The coding region runs from base 123 to 428 and encodes 101 amino acids. The record is from RefSeq and is a predicted model, not a curated record. NCBI's taxonomy places the organism in Eukaryota, Metazoa, Arthropoda, Malacostraca, Decapoda, Nephropidae.
CGGAGGAGACAGAGCUGGGAAGCAACAAGUAAAAAAAAAUAAAACUUAGACAACAUUACGUAAGGAAAAACGACAUACAGUAAAUCAGAAAGUAGAAAAUUAUAGAGAUAAACGAAGAUACAAUGAGCAACACAUCAUCGCUGCUUCUCCUCGUGUGGUUGGUGGUGACGGCAGCCGCUCACGCCAGGGUCAUCGACAAACGAGCCAUCAGUGACGAGGGGCCAUUCAUGAACGUGGUGAGCUCCGUGUGUGACAUCCAGAGUCCCUGUGGCUGGGAAAUUUACGGAGACCUGCGACGUCACAUCUACUACCUACGUGGCCAGUGCGAGUGUCCGCCCAGUACCCGUUGUGUGAGGGUGGAGGACAACAUCAUGGUGGAGGCCUACGUCUACAAGUGUCGCCGGGUUGUCUCACCUAAUUUCUUCUGAGUCGCUCUACUUCACGAGGCAACAGGACUCAGAAGCACGAUGGACACCUGACAACACUCCUUCAUUAACAGUAUAGAUUUGAGUCUUCAAUAAAUCUUAGGGGACAUAAUAUAGAAAUAAAUAUGACUAUGGUGGUGGUGCAAAUCAAUGAAUAUAAAUAUUAUUCCUAUAACUUACCACAAAUAUAGCGUAAUGGAAAAUAUGAAUAAUUUAUUACACAUGACCGCAGUUCUAUGGGCUGCUAUAUUGAUGACGUCACAUGUAAACAUGCGCCAUUUGUAACUACAGAGGUGCAACGACAAUUUUCACUCAACUUAAAGUAACUUACUGUAUGUAUACAAAGUUUAUGACAGAAUAAUGUGUUACUUUAAGUUUCAAUUACAUUUCGCUUAACUUUCAUGGCGUUAGAUGUGAAGGAAAUUAAAAUGUUUUGAAUUUUAUCUAUCUAGAAUAGAUGAACGCUACGACAAGACUGAAUUAUCCUAGCUAAAAAGUUCUCUCGGUCAAUGAAUGAGUGAGUCGGUCAGGUUAUAAUGUAUUCAUAGCGGUGACUGAAAUUGGUGAAAGAUAUUCAUAUCAAGGGUACAGUUGACGGGGUCGCUAAGGUACAGUUGACAGGGUGUACAGUU